GUGUGUGUGUGUGUGUGUGUGUGGACAGUGAAUGAGAAAACCACGAAGGUGAUCGAGGCUGCGUUCCAACACGCCAGAUACCCGAGUGUGAAGGGAGAGAAAUCCCUGCUCUUCAUUGGCAACGUCAAAUACGGCCUGGACAAUUUGGAGAUCCACAACCUGACGAUCGGUCAAAGUGCGUUUGAGCUGCGUCCAGGUGAAGGCGUCGCCAUGGAAAUAAGCAACGUGUCCGCGACCUUCAGAGGGACAAUCCAGUACGGAUACGGCAGCUGGCUUGUCAACGUUGCACAUUCAGUCGACUUCGAGAUUGAGUCUCAGAUUGAUCUCGGAAUCAACCCCAGACUAUACUGUGGUGAAGGGAAGGUGGCAGCCGACACGUCCGACUGUUACCUGAACUUUCACAAGCUCCGUCUUCAUCUGCAGGGCGACAGACAACCGAACUGGCUGAAGAGGCUCUUCACUGACUUCAUCACCUUCACCGUGAAGAUGGUCAUCAAGGGACAGAUUUGCAAGGAGAUCAACAAGGUGGCGAAUAUUCUGGCCGACUUCAUACAGAACACAGCAGAGCAGUUCCUCAGUGAUGGAAACAUCCGUGUUGACAUUGGUGUGACUGCUGCUCCUGUCAUCACUGCAAACUACAUCGAGUCAUACCACAAGGGAUCGACCAACUACAACAACACCGCUGCUGUCAUCAGUGACUCCGUUUUCCACCCGAGUCAGCUGACCGAACACAGGAUGCUUUAUUUCUGGGUCUCAGACCAGGUCUUUAACCCCAUGCUCACCGCUGCCCACGACGACGGACGCUUCCAACUCAACAUCUCCGGAGCAGAGCUCACUGAACUGUUCAGGACAAAUCUCUCCAGUGCGACGCCUGAAUCUUUUCGAAAGUGUUUGUUGGAAUCAGGAUCUCCGGAGCUCAGAGUGUGGAGUUCCUCGGUUCCCUUCCUCAACACCUCCACCCUGGGUACGACGGUGUGGGCGGAGGCCUCUGGGACGCUCAGCUGUGGGAGUCAAACACCAACGCUCUUCUUUCAAACGAAUGUGGUCGUAGACGUUUCAGCUUCCUACGCUGACAAGAAACUGCUCCUGCAGGGGAAACCUUCAGAGAUCUUUGUAAUCCGAGCUGAUCUGCCGUCACUAAAUCAACCACUGGGAGAUGAACUGGAGUUCAUCAGAGAAGCUGUGGAGAAGAUUGGAAUCCCCAAAGUAUUGUCUGUUCUUGAGAUUGAAGUAACCAGACUGUUGGACAAACAGGGGACCAACUCAUUCGACAUCUUUGACCCUGAAGUUCUUCCUCGGGACGGCUUUGUGGUGAUUCAGAUGGACUUUGGUUUCCCUCAUCACCUCCUGGUUGAAUUCCUCAAGAAGACGCUCCAGUGACUCUGCAGCACAUUUUGCAGAGUCACUGGACCAGGACUGAAGACUUUGGAGAAAAUGUCCUGUUCACUGUGAAUGUUUCUAUUCUUUACAAUUUACUCAUUUAUUUUAUUUGAUGUUUAAACGUCUUGUUUCUAUUUGUCCUUUUUGUGAAUCACUUUGUAACUGUAGUUUUCUAAGGUGCUGUAUAAAUAAAGUUAUUAUUAUCAGUGUGUAAUAUUACUCUUGUACAGUUUUUACUUUGAG
Paralichthys olivaceus (Japanese flounder) is the source of this 1623-nucleotide messenger RNA. Lineage: Eukaryota; Metazoa; Chordata; Actinopteri; Pleuronectiformes; Paralichthyidae. The record is from RefSeq and is a predicted model, not a curated record.